Vitis riparia (riverbank grape) is the source of this 1503-nucleotide messenger RNA. RefSeq lists its product as uncharacterized. The coding region runs from base 231 to 1229 and encodes 332 amino acids. The transcript has 9 exons. Lineage: Eukaryota; Viridiplantae; Streptophyta; Magnoliopsida; Vitales; Vitaceae. Gene Ontology annotation, cellular component: membrane. The record is from RefSeq and is a predicted model, not a curated record.
AACAAACGAGUCCUUACUCGCUACGCGUUUUAAUGAAAUUCUCGGCAAACUGGACUCCCUCCUAAUUCAAAGCAAAACCAAAAUCAAAAACAGGAAAAACAAAUAAAGUAAUUCCUCUUUCUAGCGCAUAGAAGUAGAACAGGGGUAAAGGGUUCUACGCUCAAUCUUCAUUCCUCCAACCACAGCAUCUCAUUUGAAAAGGAUCCUCAAAGCAUUCCUGGCAACCAAUCAUGGCUGACGAUACAACCUCCUUAAGUUAUUGGUUGAACUGGAGGUUCUUCCUCUGUGCAAUUUGGGUCUUAUCAAUGAUGAUUGUAGCAUCAAUAUUAGUAUGGAGAUAUGAAGGUUUCAACAAAACAAAAGCCAGGAGAAGAGAAAAUCAGAAAGAAACAGCAGGGUCUCUGUACGAGGAUGAAACUUGGAGAACAUGUCUGAAAGAAAUCCAUCCUGGUUGGCUUCUUGGUUAUCGAAUGAUUGCUUUUAUUACUCUAUUCACAUUGCUCACUGCCAACAUUGUAAUUGAUGGAGGUGGUAUAUUUUACUUUUAUACUCAGUGGACGUUUGCAUUGGUCACCAUCUAUUUUGCGCUCGGAACUUCUUGCUCCAUUUGUGGAUAUCGCCAAUAUCGCAAUAAAGCUGGUAUUGAUAGGGUUGAUUAUGAGGGUUUGGAUGCAGAGCAAGGUUCCUACAUAGCUCCCACACUCAGGGAAAAUGCUAAUACAUCCAACAUGUCCAAGAACUUUGGUACCUAUGAGCAAUCUCAUGUUCGGAAAACUGCCAGAAUGUGGAUUUACGCAUUUCAGAUUAUCUUUCAGAUGUGUGCAGGUGCUGUGAUGCUCACUGAUCUUGUCUUUUGGCUUAUUCUAGUUCCAUUUCUUACUGGCAAAAGUUUCAAGCUGAACUUUCUCAUGGUUUGUAUGCAUUCAGUAAAUGCUGUUUUCCUUAUUGGUGAUAUGAUUUUGAAUUGCAUGAGGUUCCCUUUGUUUCGGAUUGCAUAUUUUGUUUUAUGGACAUCUGUUUUCGUUAUUUUCCAAUGGAUUAUCCAUGCUUGUAAACCAAUGUGGUGGCCAUAUCCAUUUCUUGACUUGUCAUCCCCAUAUGCUCCUGCAUGGUACUUUGGAGUUGGGUUGAUGCAUAUCCUAUGCUAUGGCAUCUGUGCUUUAAUAUUUAGGAUGAAACACUUCUUGCUUUCAAGGUCAUUUCCAGAGUCUUAUCAGGGCAUGAGGUGAGGUCACCCAGAACUUGAGUCAUUUUUAGGUAGGUUGCUGAAAAGCGGCCUUUCCUUCAAGAGAGAGCUACUAUUAAGGAAUAUAGAUUUGUGGGUCUCUUGAUCAAAUGCAUAUAACCAUUGUUUAUGAGGAUGUAAAUCCACAACUUUUUAGUUAUGAGCAGUGUGUGUAUAUUGUCAGAAAUUUCUACAAUAAUCGAAGUUAUUGCCAGAGAUUUCAAAUGAAAACUCAGCAACCUAAUCAUGUUUCAUAUGCAAAAUACGUUCUUAUAGCC